Messenger RNA from Tauraco erythrolophus (red-crested turaco), 1310 nucleotides. The record is from RefSeq and is a predicted model, not a curated record. Lineage: Eukaryota; Metazoa; Chordata; Aves; Musophagiformes; Musophagidae.
GAAACACUGAGGAGGCUGGAAGGCUACUGGGCAGCAAGAAUGUCCGUGUCAAUUGCUUGGAUGAGCAUGGCAUGACGCCUCUAAUGCAUGCAGCGUACAAAGGGAAAGUAGACAUGUGCAGGUUGCUCUUGCGACAUGGGGCUGAUGUCAACUGCAAUGAACAUGAGCACGGAUAUACUGCCUUGAUGUUUGCUGGACUUUCAGGAAACAAAGAAAUCACCUGGAUGAUGUUAGAGGCUGGAGCAGAGACUGAUGUUGUCAACUCGGUGGGAAGGACAGCAGCUCAGAUGGCUGCUUUUGUGGGUCAACAUGACUGCGUCACCGUCAUCAACAACUUCUUUCCACGUGAAAGGCUGGACUACUAUACUAAACCACAAGGCUUGGAUAAAGAACCAAAACUGCCAGUAAAAUUAGCUGGGCCUCUACAUAAAAUUAUUACUACUACUAACAUGCAUCCUGUAAAGAUCGUGUUGCUGGUAAAAGAGAACCCUCUAUUGGCCGAAGUAGAAGCACUGCAGAAAUGUUACAGGGUUCUGGAUCUAAUUUGUGAGAAAUGUAUGAAGCAGAAAGAUAUGAAUGAAGUACUUGCUAUGAAAAUGCACUACAUGAGUUGCAUCUUCCAGAAGUGUAUUACAUUUUUAAAAGAGCGAGAGGAUAAACUAGAUGGAUUUAUCAAAAGUCUCUUGAAGGGGAGAGAGAAAGAUGGUUUCCCUGUAUAUCAAGAGAAGCUCAUUCGAGAAAGUAUCCGAAAGUUUCCUUACUGUGAAGCUACGUUGCUCCAGCAGCUCGUGAGAAGUAUCGCUCCUGUUGAAAUAGGCUCUGAUCCUACAGCUUUUUCUGUACUUACACAAGCUAUUACUGGCCAAGUGGGUUUUGUGGAUGCUGAAUUCUGUACAACUUGUGGGGGAAAGGGAGCAGGCAAAAGAUGCUCAGUAUGUAAAAUGGUGAUGUACUGUGACCAGAACUGCCAGAAGAUACACUGGUUUACCCAUAAAAAAGUUUGCAAGACCCUGAAGGAAAUUCAUGAGAAACAAGAACUAGAAGCUGCCAAAGAAAAAAGGAAACAAGAAAAAAGGCAAAAAAAAGAUGAAGUGCAACUCGUAGAGGGUAGUUCUACAAGCGAAGAACAGUCAGAUCCUGGUCCAGAUGCUACCAAAGAAGUGGAUCCAAAUGAUGGUACUGACCGAACAGAAGACCCUGAAUUUACCAAAGAGACAGAGGCACUAGCCCUGCACCCCGAAAGUCCACUGGAAAGUGAGACUGGCUUAUCUGACAUUGCUCUUCAAAAAAUUCAAGAUUCAGAAGAAUAA